Molecule: messenger RNA, 847 nt
Organism: Bemisia tabaci
Lineage: Eukaryota; Metazoa; Arthropoda; Insecta; Hemiptera; Aleyrodidae
Source: RefSeq, a predicted model, not a curated record
UGAUCCUGAUCCUUCCGAAGUUCCGAAUGAUGAAACACAUAAGAACAACACGAUUUUUGCCGACAAUCUACGAAGAGCCGAUAGAGCACAAUUUUCUCCAAGAUCCAUUGCCGAAGCCACCAAUGCUCCUCGCAAUGCCCAUAAUUCCACCGCCUAAGGAAUUCAAAGAUAUCACGGGAAAGGACAUAAACGAAAUUCAAAGGCAAUUGGAUGUGCUCUCAAGAUUAGUCACAGAAUUAUACCUGAGCCUUAAUGAAUUGAAGAUGCAAACUCUAAGCCAGGCGAUUGAACUGGCACCAGCAGCACCACCAUCCAUAGAGAAGAAGAAGAAAAGCAGAUGGUGGAAAAGCAGAUGGUGGAAAAGCAGAUGGUGGCUGCUGGGCUGCUGUUGAUUUUUUUUAUUUUAUUUUAGAGAGAGACUUUUUUAUUUUAUUUUUAAAGUUUAGUUAUAUUUUUAUAUGUUGUUUGUAAAGUGAUAUUUUUGUUUUUUUCUUUUAUUAAAUUUAUUGAGUCAGCAUAGUUGGGAUUCAAUUUUUACAAAGAUACUUCCUCCAAAAACUUAACUAAGAUCCUUAGUUGUUUUUUCUUUUCUUUCUUUUUUUCUUUGGCAUCGCUCAGAAAAAACUAUUCUUUCAAGCACCGACUUGAUUAAUGUAAGAGACUCUGAACAUUUAAGCUACAGCUCAGAAAUGUAUCCUAGCGAAUGGAAGAAUUGAGAGAUUAAACUUUCAUUAUAUGAAUCAGUGCCUGCCAGAUCCUGUUUUGGAUUACUUUUCCACUUUUAUUGUAUGUAAUUCCCUAUCCUGCGCAUACAGCAAAAGUGGAAAAGUAAUCUGAAACGGUCUCU